UGUGAUGUAUGCCGAUGUGACUCAAACAACCUCAAACAAGCAGAACAGUGCAGUGUGUUGAACUGAUAGACCAUACGUGUGUUUGAGGAACAGUGAGAGAGGAUGUGGAUGACUCUUUGUCUCGUCUCGCUCGUCUGGGUUUCUACGACUCAAGCUGGUGGCUGUGAAAAUGUCUUCCAUGAGUGUGGCCAAACUGUCUCCUGGACCAGGUGUUAUGACCACAAAAUUCGAAAAUGUACGAUAAGAGGCCGUGGUAUGCUAAACUUCAUUCAACAGAGGGUGAACUCGUCUCAAGAGGCUGAGGAGAGUCCUACUACUGAACACAGGGUUCACAUCCCAUCCUCAGCUCUACAGACAUGCAGAGGAGAUGAUCCUGAGGAGGAGGUACAGCUGGUGAUCACUGUGCUCAGCAGCACUUAUUUCAAGCUGAGUUCCCCGCUGCCAAAAGGACGGGGGAGAGUACUCAGACCCAGCCCUCCUGUCCACAGGCAAGACACUGUUAUGGGGGAGUCAGUGCUGGUAGUGAAGGCAGGGAACUCCCCAGUCAGAAACCUCCCACAACCCAUCAAAUUAAUCUUCAAACACAACAAAGAGGUGGAAAAUGGGACUUGUGUGUUUUGGGAGGAGUCAGAGCUGGGUGAUGGAACAGGUCACUGGAGUAAAGUCAGUGAUACCAAAGACAAUGGAACUCAUUUCAUUUGUAGCUGUUACCACCUGAGCUUCUUUGCUGUGCUUGUGAACCCCAAAGUAUCAGUGGAUAAAAGAAAUGCUGAGAACCUUAACUAUAUCACCUACAUUGGAUCAACCCUCUCCGUCUUCUUCACAGCCAUCAGCUUGAUCAUCUAUAUAUGUCUACAACGGCAGCGUCCAGAGAAGGCCAUUGGUUUGCAUAUGCAGCUAACAGGUGCGCUGCUCUGCCUGCACCUCAGCUUCCUGCUGUGCAGCUUUUGGGUGCGGCUGCUUGAUGACGAAGACUGGGUUUGCGAAGCUCUCGGUUUCUUUUUACACUGGUCCCUGCUGGCCACCAUCAGCUGGACGGCUCUGGAGGGAUUCCACCUCUACCUUCUCCUCGUCCAAGUCUUUAACAUCUACGUCAGGAGAUACCUGCUCAAACUCAGCUUGGUGGGAUGGGGUCUUCCUACACUGAUUGCAGUGGCUUGUGGGAUUUCAGGUGUUUAUGGGAAAUACAGUCUGAAACUGACUGAUGCUAACAAUUCCAAUUCAACAGUGCAGAUGUGCUGGAUGAGCAGCGAGUUCCCACAGAGGCUUUUGGUCAGCUACAUCACUACUGUGGCCUUUCCAUGCCUGGUGAUACUAUAUAAUUCCUGCAUGUUGGGACUGGUGGUGUUCAAGCUGUGGGGGCGUAAGAUAGGUGACGGUGGCUGGAACAAGAUGAACAGAAAGAAAUGGAGCAGACUGUGGAAGGAUUGUGCCACAGUGCUGGGCCUCAGCUGUGUGCUGGGGUUACCUUGGGGGUUAGCCAGCACCACCUUCAUGUCCCUUGCUGGGAUAUACAUCUUCACUAUACUCAACUCCUUGCAGGGUGUAUUUGUGGUCCUGUGGUCCAUAGCUUUGACCUGUGCAUCCCGAUCCAAUAAUAACUCCUCAGUCAAAGACUCUUCCUCUCAGAAAAUGAUGACUACUAGUUUAUAGUAUAAUAACUGAAACAGCUAAAACAACUGUAUUAUUUAUCCAUUACCUAUAUUAGGUCUUUGCUGGCCUUUGGAUUCCAGUUUUAUGCAGCUAAAUGAUAACUUACAAUAAUUUUAUUUGUUGAUGUCUUCCUGCUUCUUUUAAUAAAGAUAGAAUUGAAAACCACGCAUCAGGUUAUUUAUCUAUGGCAUCACCACCUGGGCUGGCUUUUGCCGAUAUAAUUGUGACUAAAUUGGAAAAGACUAUAUUUACAUUUCUGCCAUAAAAUGAUAUGCCUGUUUUGUCAAUGAUAUUCUUGUUUUGGCCAGACAUCGGUCUGUCCCAGGA
Messenger RNA from Thunnus maccoyii (southern bluefin tuna), 1980 nucleotides. Its product is annotated as adhesion G-protein coupled receptor G1-like. The record is from RefSeq and is a predicted model, not a curated record. Gene Ontology annotation, molecular function: G protein-coupled receptor activity. Gene Ontology annotation, biological process: adenylate cyclase-activating G protein-coupled receptor signaling pathway; cell surface receptor signaling pathway. The transcript is spliced from 12 exons. Lineage: Eukaryota; Metazoa; Chordata; Actinopteri; Scombriformes; Scombridae. Gene Ontology annotation, cellular component: membrane.